GACGACAAGUGCUUCAUCUUUUAAACACCAUCUUAGUACAAUUAGUUAAUACUUGAUUAAAACUAUUCAGAAGAGACAGAUAAUCCUUACUAUUAAGAACAGCAGAAGGACAUAGAUUAUGGUUAUGACUUUGUGGCUCUGUGGCUGUUUCCCUUCGCUGGCAGAGGCAAACAAGUCUAGAUGGUUCCAUCGGUGAUGGGCCUGAGGAGCCCAAACAUCUCCACGGCCACACCAGGGAUGUUCCGAACACGGAGUCCUGGCAGCCACCUUCUCGGGCUUGAUAAAUACUCCUUGCCCGAGAAAAAGGCAAAUGCUUACAAACCAAGUGAGACAUUACUGUGGUUAUUACCUUUUGUUCUGUAAAUAAUGUUGUGCUAUUCUCUUUUUUAAACAGCCAUUAACGAAUAUUUCUGAAGAAAAUGAAGAUAAUCAUAUGUUUUUGCAUUUGGGCAGCAGCAUGGGCCAUUCCGGUUCCUCAAAUCAGGCCAUUGGAGAGACAUGCUGUUGGCCAAUCUGUGAAUUUAAGUCUUCCAGAAAAAUUAAAAGUGCCGAUACAGGAUGAGUUAUAUGCUAAUGAUGCCACCAAAGAAAGUGGUGCCCCCAUGCAUGAAAAUGAAUUGGGAAGGCAACAGUCUACCAAAGAUGGUUACCAAGUAUCAGGAGAUGGCUCUGAGUGGGCAGGAGUAGGAGGGAAAAGUUCUUCUACACAUUCCAUGUCAGUAAAUGGAGAGGGGCAUCCUGAGGAUCAGAAUGGGGGUGAAGAAAACCCAGAAACAUAUGGUCAUGAUGGAAUACAUUGUAUUAGGGGACAAGCAAGCACUAUUGACAUGACUGGAGCAGCAAAUGGGAGCAAUGUUAAUGGAAAUACUGAUGAGAAUUCUGAAAAUGGGGGUGUUGGAGAUGCAAGUCAGAGUGAGAAUGGCACUGUUGUCGAAGAUGAACAUCAAGCGUCUGGAAGCAGUAAUAGUACAGGUCAUGAGGAUGGCAUAAAUGGGAAUUCCUGUACGAAUGAGGGUGAUACAAGUGCGAUGACACCUCAGAAAGGAGGUGAGAGAAAUGGUCAUGAGGAGGCAGGGGUAACACCAGGGGGAAGCGGAGCUGGCAAUAGAGAAGAUGCUGGCCUCGAUAAUUCUGAUGGGAGUCCCAGUGGAGAUGGAACAGAUGAGGGUGAAGACAAGGGCUCUGGUGAUAAUGAAGGUGAAGAAACAGGAAAUGGAAAAGAUGGCACUGAUAACAGCCAGGGCCAGGAGGGUCAGGGUCCUGGAAAAGAAGAUGACAAUGAUAAUAGCUUAGGUGAAAAUUCAAUUAGCAGUGAAGAUGAUGACCCUGGAGACAAUGAAGAUCCACAUGACAUGGAUGGAGACAAUGCCUCUGAGAGUGAGGAGAAUUCCCAUAGUAUUCUAGAAAAAGAUGAUAGCCAAAGAAUAGAAGGCAUCCAAAAAACCAAUCACAGAGAAAAAAAUGGUGUGGAUAAUGGAAUUAGCAAAGAAUCAGAGACGAGUACCAAUGGGAAGAGCCAGGAUAAGCGAAUAGAAAUUGAAGGUCCUAGCAGUGGCAAUAGAAACAAUAUUACCAAAGAAUCUGGGAAAAUCAUCGGCGAUAAAGAGAGUAAAGGACAACAUGGAGUGAUUGUGGGCAACGGAAAUGUCCAGACACAAGGGGAGACUGACAACAGGCAAGAACCUGGCCAGAAGUCAGAACCUGGGAACAAGGUUGAACAUGGCCAAACAGGUAGUGAGAGUAACAGUGAUGGCUAUGAUAGUUAUGAGUUUGAUGAUGAAUCCAUGCAAGGAGAUGAUCCCAACAGCAGUGAUGAAUCUAAUGGCAAUGAUGAUGCCAAUUCUGAAGGUGACAAUGACAGCAGUAGCCGAGGAGAUGCAUCUUAUAACUCUGAUGAAUCAAAAGAUAAUGAGAAUGACAGUGAUUCAAAAGGAGAAGGAGAUGAGGACAGUGACAACACAUCAGAUGCUAGUGAUAGUGACAGUAAUGGCAUUGGUAAUAAUGGGAGUGAUGAUAGCGAAUCAGACAGCAGCAAAGGUAAAUCAGACAGCAGUGACAGCAGCGACAGUAGUGACAGCAGUGACAGCAGUGAUAGCAGUGACAGCAGCGAUAGUAGUGACAGCAGUGACAGUAGCAAUAGUAGUGACAGCAGUGACAGCAGUGACAGCAGUGACAGUAGCAAUAGUAGUGACAGCAGUGACAGCAGUGACAGUAGCGACAGUAGCAAUAGUAGUGACAGCAGUGAUAGCAGCAACAGUAGUGACAGUAGUGACAGCAGUGACAGCAGCGACAGUAGUGACAGCAAAUCAGAUAGCAGUGACAGCAGUGACAGCAGUGACAGCAGCGACAGCAGUGACAGUAGUGACAGCAGUGACAGCAGCGACAGCAGUGACAGCAAAUCAGAUAGUAGUGACAGUAGUGACAGCAGUGACAGUAGUGACAGCAGUGACAGCAAAUCAGAUAGUAGUGACAGCAGUGAUAGCAGUGACAGCAGUGACAGCAGCGACAGCAGUGACAGCAGUGACAGCAGCGACAGCAGCGACAGCAGUGACAGCACUGAUAGCAGCGACAGUAGUGACAGUAGUGACAGCAAUAGUAGUGACAGUAGUGACAGCAGUGACAGCAGUGACAGCAGCGACAGCAAAUCAGAUAGCAGUGACAGCAGUGAUAGUAGUGACAGUAGUGACAGCAGUGACAGCAGUGACAGCAGUGAUAGUAGUGACAGCAGUGACAGCAGUGACAGCAGUGACAGUAGCGAUAGUAGUGACAGCAGUGACAGUAGUGACAGCAGUGAUAGCAGUGACAGCAGUGACAGCAGUGAUAGCAGUGACAGUAGCGAUAGUAGUGACAGCAGCGACAGUAGUGACAGCAGUGACAGUAGUGACAGUAGUGACAGUAGCGAUAGCAGUGACAGCAGUGACAGUAGUGACAGUAGUGACAGCAGUGAAAGCAAUGAAAGCAGUGACAGUAGUGAUGAGAGUGACAGCAAGAGCAAGUCUCCUAAUGGCAACGACCAUAGAAGUGAUAGUGACAGUGAUAGUGAGAGUGAAGGCAGUGACAGUAAUCACUCAACCAGUGAUGAUUAGAAUAAACAAAAACCCCACAAGAUUUCUUGUGUGAACAGUUUGGUGAGUGGUAGGAAAUAAAGAUUUCCAAGAAAAUAAGGAGAAGGGAGAAAG
This is a messenger RNA of Pipistrellus kuhlii (Kuhl's pipistrelle), 3179 nucleotides long. RefSeq names its product dentin sialophosphoprotein (gene DSPP). Gene Ontology annotation, molecular function: collagen binding. Gene Ontology annotation, biological process: odontoblast differentiation; dentinogenesis. The record is from RefSeq and is a predicted model, not a curated record. Lineage: Eukaryota; Metazoa; Chordata; Mammalia; Chiroptera; Vespertilionidae. Gene Ontology annotation, cellular component: nucleus; cytoplasm. The transcript has 5 exons. The coding region runs from base 420 to 3086 and encodes 888 amino acids.